Tilletiaria anomala UBC 951 is the source of this 702-nucleotide messenger RNA. RefSeq lists its product as uncharacterized. The coding region runs from base 126 to 518 and encodes 130 amino acids. The record is from RefSeq and is a predicted model, not a curated record. The transcript is spliced from 3 exons. NCBI's taxonomy places the organism in Eukaryota, Fungi, Basidiomycota, Exobasidiomycetes, Georgefischeriales, Tilletiariaceae.
AGGGCUUACUCGAUUGUGUGCCAGUCACGUGACAAUACUGGCUUGACGUCACCCGAAGACUCACUCCUCAACUCAUCCAUCCUCGCGCGCUGUUAGCGCGUCCCGAGCGCUGGCGUGUCGUACACAUGUCAUCUUUAAUUGUUGCCGGGCGCGGUUUGGCUGUGCUUCUGAACCUACAACCCAACAUAUGCUAUGGGUGCAAGUGGCAAUGUAAACGGGGUUGCCGGUGUUUGUGCCGACAAUGUAUGCUUGCUGCAUUUAAACCAUCGUUGACGCUUCCCAAAACUGCUCGGAUCUUCCAACGUGCUCGGUUGCCAAGCCUGGUUCCUUCGCAGGCGGUUGAGAAGCUCAUGCGGCAGAUUGACGCACUUGAAUCUCAAGGCGCUUCUCAUGUGGUGCGAGUGAGUCUGAAUCUGCUCAAUGCUUCGAUUGAUGGGGCACACACGAUCGCUAAGGCCGAUGAAGCGAACAUGACGAGCAACAUGGUACAUUCUAUCUCACACCGAAGCGAAAAGUAAUUUUGGAAUAGCUGCUGGUGGUGGCGGCAGGGACAAUAUUUGCACGUCAACAAACUGAACUGAGGCAAUAGCGGUGCGUAUGACUUUGUCGACUCGCUAGAGGCUGUGGAGAGCUGCCGAAGUAGUAGCAAAAUAAUGUCUGCAGGGCUGAGCGAGGACGAGUUGCUGGCGAAGCAGUAUGUCG